AUGUCUCUCGCUGGGUUGAUUCCAUGUCCUUACUUGGUGGGUUGCUUCGGUGGGUUGCUUCGACUCAUGCCUCAUGGACUCAUGCCUCAUGGACUCAUGCCUCAUGGACUCAUGCCUCAUGGACUCAUGCAUCAUGGACUCAUGCCUCAUGGACCCAUGCCUCAUGGACUCAUGCCUCAUGGACUCAUGCCUCAUGGACCCAUGCCUCAUGGACCCAUGCCUCAUGGACCCAUGCCUCAUGGACUCAAGCCUCAUGGACUCAUGCCUCAUGGACUCAUGCCUCAUGGACUCAUGCCUCAUGAACUCAUGCCUCAUGGACUCAUGCCUCAUGGACUCAUGCCUCAUGGACUCAUGCCUCAUGAACCCAUGCCUCAUGGACUCAUGCCUCAUGGACCCAUGCCUCAUGGACUCGUGACUUAUGGACUCAUGCCUCACGGACUCAUGCCUCAUGGAUUCAUGCCUCAUGGACCCAUGCCUCAUGAACACAUGCCUCAUGGACCCAUGCCUCAUGGACUCAUGCCUCAUGGACUCGUGCCUCAUGAACCCAUGCCUCAUGGACCCAUGCCGCAUGGACCCAUGCCUCAUGGACCCAUGCCGCAUGGACACAUGCCUCAUGGACUCAUGCCUCAUGGACUCAUGCCUCAUGGACACAUGCCUCAUGGACACAUGCCUCAUGGACUCAUGCCUCAUGGACUCAUGCCUAAUGGACACACGCCUCAUGGACCCAUGCCUCAUGGACACAUGCCUCAUGGACCCAUGCCUCAUGGACUCAUGCCUUAUAGACACAUGCCUCAUGGACUCAUGCCUCAUUGA
Molecule: messenger RNA, 813 nt
Organism: Closterium sp. Naga37s-1
Lineage: Eukaryota; Viridiplantae; Streptophyta; Zygnematophyceae; Desmidiales; Closteriaceae
Source: the annotation of a GenBank genome assembly